This is a messenger RNA of Rhinolophus ferrumequinum (greater horseshoe bat), 1698 nucleotides long. Its product is annotated as serpin B9. Gene Ontology annotation, biological process: negative regulation of endopeptidase activity. NCBI's taxonomy places the organism in Eukaryota, Metazoa, Chordata, Mammalia, Chiroptera, Rhinolophidae. Gene Ontology annotation, molecular function: serine-type endopeptidase inhibitor activity. The record is from RefSeq and is a predicted model, not a curated record. Bases 167 to 1291 code for a protein of 374 amino acids. Gene Ontology annotation, cellular component: cytoplasm. The transcript has 7 exons.
CCCCCCAGGGCCAGCUGGCCUGGGCUUCAGAUCGGUGGGAGGCAGAGCGCCAGGGGGAACCGGAGGAGCAGGACUGCAGGGGGCCAGGUCUGCGGUUCCCGUGGUGAGGGUCUAGGCUCCGAGGGCCGCGACAGCAGGAGUGCGGAGGUGCUGAAGCUCCUGCAUCAUGGAUGCUCUUUCUGAAGCAAAUGGCACCUUUGCCCUCCACCUUCUAAAGGUACUAUGUCAAGACGAUCCUUCUCACAACGUGUUUUAUUCUCCUGUGAGCAUCUCCUCUGCCCUGGCCAUGGUCUUCCUGGGGGCAAAAGGAAAUACCGCUGCCGAGAUUGCCCAGGUGCUUUUUUUAAACACGGAGAAGGACAUUCAUGGGGGUUUCCAGUCACUUCUGGCUGAAGUGAACAAACCUGGCACUAAGUACUUGCUCAGAGUGGCCAGCAGGCUCUUUGGAGAAAAGACGUAUGAAUUCCUUUCAACCUUUAAGGAAUCCUGUCUUCGGUUCUAUCAUGCUGAGCUGGAGCAGCUUUCCUUUGCCAAAGCUGCAGAGCCGUCCAGGGAACAUAUCAACACUUGGGUCUCAAAAAAGACUGAAGGUAAAAUUCAGGACUUGUUGCCAGUUAACUCGAUCAACGAACAGACCAGGUUGGUUCUUGUCAACGCCAUCUACUUCAAAGGAAGAUGGGCUGAAGAGUUUGACAAAACACGUACAAGGGAAAUGCCUUUUCAAAUAAACCAGAAAGAGCAAAGGCCGGUGCAGAUGAUGAUUCAGGAAGCAGAGUUCAACCUCGCCUACAUCCAAGAGGUGCAGGCCCAGGUCCUGGAGCUGCCCUACGCGGGCAAGGAGCUGAGCAUGCUCAUUGUGCUCCCGGACGUCGGCGUGGACCUGAGCUCGGUGGAAAAAAAUCUCACUUUUGAGAAAUUCAUAGCGUGGACCAAGCCAGACUGUAUGAAGUGUACUAAAGUUAAAGUUCUCCUCCCAAGAUUUAAACUGGAAGAGGAUUAUGACAUGGAAUCUGUGCUUCAACCUUUGGGACUAAUUGAUGCCUUUCAAGAGCGCAGGGCUGAUUUUUCAGCAAUGUCAGCCAAGAGAGACCUGUGUCUGUCCAAGUUUUUGCACAAGGCUUUUGUGGAGGUGAACGAGGAGGGCACGGAGGCCGCGGCUGCUUCAGCCCUUUUGGUGGGAAUUACCUGUGUAGUUGAGCCAUGGUUCUGUGCAGACCACCCCUUCCUCUUCUUCAUUAGGCACAACAAAGCCGACUGCAUUCUGUUCUGUGGCAGAAUUUGCUCUCCAUAAGGGGGUGCACUUACUGUGCCUGUGAGCCGUUCCCUCUUUCUGUGUCCCCAACUGUCACUCUGCAGCUGGAUCCCAGCCCAGUACAAAGGUGAGGACAGAUUCCUCAUCUGGAUGAAUGAUUUGCCGUGUUCUCCUCACUCAGCUGCCCCCAUACUGACCACUCAUUUACACCACUUAACCAAGACCAUGGGACAAAUACCUCAAUGAGUCCCUGUGGUAUCUAAGAUACAGUCCAAAUCCCGUAGGAGGGCAUGCCGAGUUUUCCUAUGUGGCCCUAGGUAUUUCCCAUGUAUUCCUCAUGCAAUUCAUUCUAGUUACACUGUGCUCUGCCUUGUACCUCAAGUCUUGUCACAUACUUCCCUUAGCCUGGACUGUUUCGAUUGUAAUAAAAGCUGCUAGCUAUUGGA